AUGACCGUUGUCAAGCCCCACAAGACCAAGGCGUCGCCAUUGAGCAACAUUACGCCUGGUCUUGCCUUCUCGCAUUGCUUUUCGGCAAUAUUGUUCGCUUUCCUGUGCGCGCAUGCAUUGAAAAUAAAGCAAGUCCGCGAUGAGCUUGGAUUUUAUUGGAUCUAUCACAGCCAUCCCAUGAAUCAGUUGGUUCACUUCUUCUUUGUUCCGACUCUCCUCUGGACAUCGUCCAUCUAUUUUGUCCACUUGGAGCUGGCCAACAUUACCAUCAGCUUGCCCUUUAUUCCGACGCAUCGAAUCAAUCAUUCGACCAUAUGGAUGUCCUUUUUCGCCGUUCUUUACACGUCCCUCGACCCCGUCGGCGGUGCGCUGUACCUGCCCAUUCUAUACUUUUUCCAUUAUGGAUCCGCCGUGUGGCUUCACGAACGGGACCAACGAGCCAGCAAGUACAGGUCGUGGAAUGGAACUGGCAAGUUGCUACAGUGGGCUUUCUUGGUUCACGUUGGGAGUUGGGCCAUCCAGAUCUGGGCUCAUCAGCAUUACGAAAACGGUCGCCCGGCCUUGAUGGAUUCCUUAGCCCAAUCCUUGACAAUUGCACCACUGUUUGCCUUCUAUGAAGGACUAUGGUCUCUGGGUAUCAAUGGCCCUUUGAAGCAACACACAUUGGAGCAAGCUGAAAUAUUGACCAAAAACUUUUGCUCGUCCGAUUCUCUCAUGAACGUUUGUCAGAUAUUCCCAUCUACCUCGUGA
This is a messenger RNA of Seminavis robusta, 750 nucleotides long. The record is from the annotation of a GenBank genome assembly. Lineage: Eukaryota; Bacillariophyta; Bacillariophyceae; Naviculales; Naviculaceae.